AGCUCGCAGGGUAGCCUAGGGUACUGCCUGAAACCGCUGCAGCCACGGCUCCUUUGAGGAGAAAGCGGGGCUUGAGGAUGGUCAGAGCGACGAGCAUUCCAUCGACGACCCCCCCAUUCCCCAGAUCUGCGUCCUCGCCGCAUCUCUCAGCGAGCAUAUCACGCCGAACCAUGAAGAACACCUGGAGGCGGGGCAGCGGCAGCCUCCUCUGCACAGGGGCAUUUGUCAUCUGCCUGUGGUCUUUGCUGGUGACCGCUGGAGCCUUUCAUCUGCGGCCGACCUCAGUGCUUGUGGCGAGGGGGAGAGUCGGCUUCCCUGCCCUGGGAGGGAUGCAGCUGCAGCGAUUGAGAUCAAGGUGGGCCGCGUUGGCCACUCGCUGAGAUGCUGACGCUCGGAUCUGGCUCAUCCCUCUCAUGCUCCUCGGCGCGUCACGCGUGUCUGUGGUGUGUGGUGUCUGUCAGGCCUGUGUGGGGUGGGAGCCAUCUUGUGUUGUCGAUGGCCGACGAUGACGACGACGAUGACGAGGAUGAGGACGAGGAAGAAGAGGCUGCCGAGGAGGAGGAAGAAGAAGAGGAAGGUGCGCGAGGGAGCGACGCCACUGCAUCUUCAUGCUCGUGUUCUUAUUGUUCUGUGUGUGUGGGGGGUGCUGCAGCGAAGGAUGAGCUGCGUGUGGGCAAAUUCCGCACCACCUGGAAGAUCGGCAACGUUGAAGAGGUCAGACGACGACCGCCGAGUACACGGCGUACUGACUCCAUGGGUGUGUGUGUGUUGUGUCCCAUGUGUGUUGCAGAAGCUGCGUUGGCACUGGCGCGAGAUGAAGUCGCCUCCCCUCCGCACAUCCCGGUUCCCCUUCAUGGGCACUCGCGGAUUCCAGCUCAAAUUCUGGCCAGAUGGGAAUGACUCAUCCAAGAAGGGGUGAGGGACGAAGCACCACGAAACAACACACAUGGGGAUGGUGGCCCAUUCAUUCAUUCUACUCUUAUUUUGAUGGAUGGUCUGUCUGGUCUGGUGCAUCAGGUACUGUGCUUUGCACCUGCACUACCCGGAGAACUGGGGUGCCCUGACCCAGCCCAUCACUCUCUUCGUCGGCCCGUACAAGAGGGGACCUCUGACCUACCGAUCCCAGGAAUACUGGAAGGUCAGCAAACCACACCACAGACACCAAGUGACUCACAUUCAUAUGGGCCCCUGUGUUGUGUGCUCAUGCCUGUCUGUUUGUCUGUCUGUCUGUGCACUGCAGGCUGCGAUGUCGCUGUGCCGUCUUGAGGAUCUGGAUCUGUCCAGCGAUGAGCUGGAGGUCGGCGUCGAGGUCGGCACGGCGUGACCGACGAUAUGUGUCUGUCAAGGGCAUCGCAUCCGUCCAUCCCAUCCACCUUUCGAGUGGCUGCUGAGCUGAUAUGCACCAGCCAGCGAUGCAUGCAUGCCUCGAGAGCUGAGUGAGAGAUGUUGUGUGUCAUUUCAACAAGGCGACCAGUGAGUGGUCUGACGAAUGAAGCUAGCUGUGAAUGGACUCACUCGACGAGUGAGCUGCGCUGCAUCUUGAUGCGUCAAUGCAGUGCGACAGACACGAGUGAGUACACACAAGUUAUUGAAUCAAUCUACACAAGGUAAAC
Messenger RNA from Vitrella brassicaformis, 1613 nucleotides. Lineage: Eukaryota; Vitrellaceae. The record is from the annotation of a GenBank genome assembly.